Molecule: messenger RNA, 2821 nt
Organism: Tachysurus vachellii
Lineage: Eukaryota; Metazoa; Chordata; Actinopteri; Siluriformes; Bagridae
Gene: tmem184c
Product: transmembrane protein 184C
Exons: 10
Coding region: 358-1713 (451 amino acids)
Biological process (GO): transport
Molecular function (GO): transporter activity
Source: RefSeq, a predicted model, not a curated record
AAGUUCACGGCUACAUUGUUUACCUAAACUUCUGUCCUUUUAUCUCGGAAGGAUGUUUGCUGUCCUUCAGUGCCGUAAAGCUCAAAAUUCGCCGUCAUGGUGUUAAUCUUUGUUUGCGGCACAAUUACGGAGUCAGAACCAAUCCGUCUGAGUAGAUAUUGAGUUUAAAGCUAGGUGUUUUUGAGAGCUAGCAUGAGCGCUAAGAACCCACGAGCCGUGUUUGUUUACAAUGAAUCAGCUGAUUAGGGUUCAUUGUUCCUCACGUGAGAUUUCACAACGAGCUGCUCGUGCACGGUGUUUAGAAUCUUUAUCACAGCUGUUUAGCUGAAUGUGAGGAAGAAGAAGAGGAGGAAGAAGAUGCCGUGCACUUGUGGAAACUGGAGGAGGUGGAUCAGACCUCUGGUGGUGCUUCUCUACAUCCUGCUCCUGCUGGUGGUUCUUCCUCUGUGCAUAUGGGAGCUGCAGAAAUCAGAGGUUGGCACCCACAACAAAGCCUGGUUCAUUGCAGGCAUCUUUGUCUUCAUGACAAUCCCCAUAUCACUUUGGGGGAUACUUCAGCAUCUCGUGCACUACACCCAGCCCGAGCUACAGAAACCUAUAAUCAGGAUAUUAUGGAUGGUUCCGAUAUAUAGCUUGGAUAGUUGGAUCGCCCUGAAGUACCCGAGCAUCGCCAUCUACGUGGACACGUGCAGAGAGUGCUAUGAAGCCUACGUCAUUUACAACUUCAUGAUCUUCCUAAUGAACUACCUGGAGAAGCAGUAUCCCAGCCUGGUGCAGAUGCUGGAGGUGCAGGACCAGCAGAAACACCUGCCGCCACUGUGCUGCUGCCCGCCCUGGCCCAUGGGAGAGGUGAUGUUGCUGAGAUGUAAGCUGGGUGUUCUGCAGUACACUGUAGUGAGACCCGUCACCACAGUCGUCGCAUUGAUCUGUCAGCUUUGUGGGGUUUACGAUGAAGGCAACUUCAGCUCCAAAAAUGCCUGGACCUAUUUAGUGAUCAUGAACAAUCUCUCCCAGCUCUUUGCCAUGUACUGCUUGGUGCUGUUCUACAAGACGUUAAGAGAAGAACUCAGCCCCAUCAAACCAGUGGGCAAAUUCCUGUGCGUCAAACUUGUCGUGUUCGUGUCCUUCUGGCAGGCGGUGCUCAUUGCAUUGCUCGUGAAGGUUGGAGUGAUUUCAGAUUCUCACACCUGGGACUGGGACAGCGUGGAGGCUGUGGCCACCGGACUGCAGGACUUUGUCAUCUGCGUGGAGAUGUUUCUGGCAGCCAUUGCUCAUCACUUUAGCUUCACCUACAAGCCGUACAUUCAGGAAGCAGAGGAAGGCUCGUGCUUCGACUCUUUCCUGGCCAUGUGGGACAUGUCAGACAUCAGGGCCGACUUCUCUGAGCAAGUGCGCAACGUCGGACGGACGGUUAUGGGCCGUCCCAGGAAGAACUACUUCAGCGGUGACGCGGAGCAUGAUGAACACAGAGGGCUGUUGUCCUCCAGCUCUCAGGACGCCGCUGUCACAGAGGCUUCCUCCACUCCUCCGUCUCCAUCAGGACUCUAUCAGGGUCUGGGACACACUCGUCCCCCUCACUCACGCUCAGCCCCUGCUGAACUCUGCUCCACACCCUGGGUGGGAGACGUAGACGACGUAGACGACAUCACACCCACCGUGCUGUCCGGGGAUCCCCAAACCCAGGCGCACACACACUACGCUACGAUCACUUAACACACUGUUCAUGUUCAUCCCAGUUAAUCAUUCACUGGGAACAGCAGGUUUAAAGGGCACACAGGCGGGAGGGGUUCGUCUGUCUGUUUCACCACCAGGUUUUAAUUCAUUUUAAUAAGAAUCCAAUACAUUUUUUUUUUUGAAGAAGCACAUCAUUAAAAAACUUUUUUUUUUUUAUAAAUUGCAAAACAUUUGAUUGACAGCUGGCCCUUCUGCGGAAACGCAUGCGUAACAUGUUCCACAGUCACACUGUGUCCUUGUGUCGUUAUUGUUAAAAUCGCAGUUAAUCAGUUAACUGAAAUGUCCACACACACAAACACACACACAGAGUGCCAAAGUGCUCAAAACCUGUGGAAAAAGCUGAAGUGUGCUAAUGACAUUUAUGACGAAGGGCACAAUAUACCCCAAAUGCAUGAAGCUUUUUUCCUCACUCAGCCUCUAAGCAAAAAAUAGUUGCCUCAUUUCCUGUCAUGCUCUAUUUUUAAAUUCUAAUUCCUUAGAAGGAUAUACUGUUUCUAUUCUUUUAUGUUUUUGGUUAAUUUAUUUAAUGUUUCAUUUUAAAUCACCCCUGAACCGUUUGUACAGGUCCAAAGUGAAAAGGAAUUUAAUGUUUUUUUUUUGUUUGUUUUUUGUGUCUUUGCUACAAGGCUAAUGUUGCUAACAACUAAGCAGAGGUGCCAAUAUUUACAGUUUAGAUGUAGCAUUUACAGAUUAUGUCUCUGUAUUAGAGCAGUACAUUCAAGGUUAAAGGACGUAUAGAGGUCUUUCUCUGCUCGCUAGAAUUGGCACCUCUGUGAGAGAAAGGAGCGUAUAGCCUCCAGAUUAGCACUCGAAUCAAACUAUGACGAGAUUUGGUAGGAAAAUGAUUAAAAGGAUGUUACUGGAUCUAAAGAUUUUCAGUUUUAUCUUGAAAAUUAAUCACUUCCUGUCUCAGGACAUUGUUUGCUAUGACGUUAAGCACCAACCUCAGGUUAUGGGGUGUGGCCUACAGUUAAAGGCGGAGUUAAAGCGUCAGAUUAUUUGGAGGCUAAGAACACAUGCAGAUUUGAUUCAUCAUUUUAAUUAUAUAUAUAUAUAUAUAUAUAUAUAUAUAUAUAAAAACACUAAA